Pseudonaja textilis is the source of this 3792-nucleotide messenger RNA. It is a transcript of the gene PM20D2, whose product is annotated as peptidase M20 domain containing 2. Gene Ontology annotation, molecular function: dipeptidase activity. The record is from RefSeq and is a predicted model, not a curated record. Lineage: Eukaryota; Metazoa; Chordata; Lepidosauria; Squamata; Elapidae.
AUUAUUAUUAUUAUUAUUAUUAUUAUUAUUAUUAUUAUUAUUAUUAUUAUAUUUCCUCUCCUCGGAAAGCUGAGAACAGUUCCUCUGCUGCUCCCUUUUAUUUUCUCCGGUCCUUCCUUCCUUUUGUCCGACAAUUGCAAUGAGACCCAACGAAGCAGGGGAAGCAUCGUCCGCCACAGAGGUGCGCUUGGAAGAAUGGAAGCGGUGGGCGGCUGAAUGCAUCGACGAGUCUUCGGAGUGCCUGGGCGAGCUAAGCCGGGAGAUCUGGAGCCACCCGGAGCUGGCUUUCGAAGAGCACCAUGCUCACGCCGCCCUGACGAGCUUCUUCGCGGGCCUGCCCGUCUCCUCCUCUUCGGCCGCCUGGUCGGUGCAGCGCAAUUAUAAGUUAGAAACGGCCUUCCGGGCGGACUGGAAGUGGGACGGGGCGCCCUGCUCUCCCGCCGAAACGAACCAGGCUACCCCGCCGUCGCCCCCACCGCUUCGCCUGGGCUUCCUGUGCGAAUACGACGCCCUGCCCGCCAUCGGGCACGCCUGCGGGCACAACCUCAUCGCCGAAGUGGGAGCCGCCGCCGCGUUGGGCCUGAAGGGCGCUCUGGAAAGCCUUCGCCAGAACCCUGCCGGCCUCCCUCGUCAGGCGCCCGCUGUUAAGGUCACAGUGCUGGGUACCCCUGCUGAAGAAGAUAGAGGAGGCAAAGUGGAUUUAAUUAAAGCUGGGGCUUUUGAUAAUCUAGACGUUGUUUUUAUGGCUCACCCUUCUCAAGAAGAUGCAGCUUAUUUACCUGAUAUUGCAGAACAUGAUGUGACUGUGAAAUACUAUGGAAAAUCUUCUCAUGCUGCUGCUUACCCUUGGGAAGGACUAAAUGCAUUAGAUGCUGCUGUGCUUGCAUACAACAAUCUGUCCCUUUUAAGACAGCAAAUGAAACCGACAUGGAGAGUACAUGGUAUAAUAAAGAACGGAGGUGUGAAGCCUAAUAUCAUCCCUUCUUACACUGAAUUAGAAUUUUAUUUGCGUGCUCCUUCUUUAAGGGAACUCUCUACCUUAAAGGAAAAAGCAGAGAAUUGUUUUAAAGCUGCAGCUCUAGCAACUGGGUGUGAAGUGGAAAUACACAAUAAUGAAACUGAUUUUUACAAUGUGCUUCCUAAUAAGACUCUACAAAAAAUUUACAAAGAAAAUGGCAAGAAGCUUGGCAUGGACUUCAUUUCUGAUGACAGUUUAAAUGAUUUAACAGGUUCUACUGACUUUGGAAAUGUUAGUUACGUGAUUCCUGGGAUUCACUCCUAUUUUUACAUUGGUUCUGAUGCAUUGAACCAUACUGAGCAAUAUACAACGGCUGCAGGAUCAGAAGAAGCUCAGUUCUAUGCCUUGAGAGCAGCUAAAGCUUUAGCCAUGACUGCCUUGGAUGUUAUUUUCAAACCAGAUGUGUUGGAAAAAGUUAGAGAAGAUUUCAGAUUAACAAAACUGAAAGAAGAAGGUCAUCUGAAUGUUCCUGGAAAUACAAAAGGGUCAGAUAAUGGUAUUGAAGCAGAAUGUGCAUCACACUGAAGUAAUGCAGCAGAUUACAACAUUUAAAAACUCAAUGGAAAGUCCAGGACUGAUCUACUUCUAGGGAAUAUUUUUAAUAAUUGGAAAGACAGUGAAACCUCCAUGUAUUUUUUCAAAUAGUAUUUUUGUCUAAAAUUAUGUCAUUUGUCUUAAUUUCAGAUAAAAUUACAUGUGUAAUUCUAAGAGAACAUAGAUGUAUAUUAGUGUUUUGAACUGUUGCAAGUGCUACCAUGAUUUUUUUUUUAAAAAAAUAUUAUUUCUGUAGCCAUUGUUCUAAUGUCAAGGAACACAGUGAGCCAUGCUUUUUAUAUGGAGAGCCAGUUUGGAAUAGUGGUGAAGGUGCUGGCCAGAAAGCAGGAUAUUGUUGAAUUCUAGUCUCACCUUAAGCAUGAAAGCCCACUGGGUGACUUUGGGCCAGUCACUUUCUCUCAGCCCAACCCACCUCACAGUGUUGUUGUGGGGAAAAUAAGGAGGAAGUAAUAUAUGGUAUGUUCUCUGCCUUCAGUUACUUCUAAAAAAAUAAAGACAAGAUAAAAAUCUAACAAAUAAACAUAAUCAUCAGAAAAAUUAAUAUAUUAAGUUAUGUAUAAUUGAAUUAUGACUUUUGCAAAGGGGGAUACCAAAGGUUAGGCAUUGUUUGAAGGAUGUGCUUAUGUUUUUAAUAUUAGAAAUAACUUCUGUUCUCUUAAACACCUUCUCAUAAAUGGAGCUUAGUUUCCAAAAUGCAACAUUUUUCAUUAUCUCUCAACUUUCCUGGAAGGCUAUUUUUAAUCACUAGAGAUUUCAUACCUGAAAUACAUUCCUUUACUCCUGUUCUGCACAAUUUUUGGAUCAAGCUUCUCUCUUAAUAGAAUGUAUAAUAUUUAUUCAAAUAAUAGGAAUGUGCAAUGUUUCGGAUUCAAUUCUAUUUAAUAGAGUAGUAUGAAAGUAACCUCAGAGAGUCAAUUGUAUGGAUCUAGGAAAUUAUGUUAUUGUUUUAAAGAAUUGUGUGCAGGUGGUACAUUUGCAUACUUGCACGUUCAAAAAGUGCCUUUUUGAAGUCAUACGCAAAGAACUAUACAGUAUAAUACAGAAGUAACCAGGCAUAACAAUUAAAUUUGAAUCCAAGACUGGGGGGGGGGGGGGGAUCUUGUGAAAAUAUCUAAUUAAACAAGAAUGGGUGAUUCUCUCUAUAUUAUAGAUAAAGGCGCAAUAUAAAGCAGUAUUUUAGGUUUUUGUUUACGUUGCUUUAUAAAAUAUUCAAAAGAAAACAACAACAAAGUUUCCUCUAUUGCAUUUGCUCAAUUGUCCAUUUAAGCACUGGAAGAAUUGUACUUUAAAAAUUAAUUAUUCCAAAAAUUUAUGUUAUGGGUGCAGUACAAAGUAAAUUAACAGACUACAGAAUUGAGUAUGACUCUGCUCCUUUAUGUGGAAAAUAGCACUUCCUUCUUCAUGCAAAGAGACAGAGUUUGGUAUUAUUCCAGUUUAAAGACUUAGGCUUCUUUUUCUGCUAGAGAACACUUUGAGCCUUUUCAUUUUAUAUGAGCAUCAAACAGUUCCUCUCCUUCAGAAGAUCAUAAUCAGUCCUCUGAAGUAUUUUGACUGAAAGCAAAGUGAUAAUCUGAAAUACAGUAGCUGCCAUCUUGAAAUAAUAAUUCACCAAGUAGCUAAUAGUAUGGAUUUGGCCUCUAAAGUAUUUGGAAUAAUGCUAUAUUUUUGUAUUGAUGGUGAGAAGCAAAUAAACAGGUGAGAAGUGAGUAACCAAGAGAAAAGAAAAUGUUGCUAUUUCCUCUUGCAAGGGGAUAUCCUAUGAAAGAGUACUACAAAUGAUUAAAAUGUGUUUUAAAAGCAUGUUUUCUAAAUAUUUAUUUUAAAAACACAUUAUAAAAUUCUGGUUUUUUAAAAAGAGUAUCAAGUAUUGAUUCUUUAUUCUAAGGGAUAAUUAUUUCUGAAUGUAAGGUAAUACAAAAUCUUGCCCUUAUUGGCAACAUUUUUAAAUAAUUGAUUACUAUUUUUCUUCCAUUUUACAAAUUGGUUAAUUCUUCUCAUAUUAAUACUAUCUAGAGUUGUUGAGGGUGCUCUAGAAUAAUAUUGCCAAACUGCUCCAUUAGCUAGAUUACAAGCAUCAGUUGGAAAGUGGUCGUGUGGUCUGUUUGUUUUGUAUUAAUGCUAUUAGUCAGCCUUUGUAUUUGGUAUUCUGUAAUACUUAUAAUAAGAACCAGUUUAAUUAGCGAUUACAGAAUCAGGCUAAAAACUGGUAGUUUUACUUC